This is a messenger RNA of Carassius gibelio (silver crucian carp), 3522 nucleotides long. RefSeq lists its product as uncharacterized. The transcript has 3 exons. NCBI's taxonomy places the organism in Eukaryota, Metazoa, Chordata, Actinopteri, Cypriniformes, Cyprinidae. The coding region runs from base 2410 to 2862 and encodes 150 amino acids. The record is from RefSeq and is a predicted model, not a curated record.
GUGGAAGUUUCAAAUUUAAAUAUUUUAUUCAGAAUAUAACAUACAGUAGAUAACAUAUCAAAUGCUUAAAUUGAGAAAAUGUAUCAUUUAAAGGGAAAAAUAAGUUGAUUUUAAAUUUCAUGGCAUCAGCACAUCUUAAAAAAGUUGGGACAAGGCCAUGUUUACCACUGUGUGGCAUCCCCUCUUCUUUUUAUAACAGUCUGCAAACGUCUGAACACUGAGGAGACAAGUUGCUCAAGUUAAGGAAUAAGGAAUGUUGUCCCAUUCUUGUCUAAUACAGGCUUCUAGUUGCUCAACUGUCUUAGGUCUUCUUUGUUGCAUCUUCCUCUUUAUGAUGCACCAAAUGUUUUCUUUGGGUGACAGAUCUGGACUGCAGGCUGGCCAUUUCACUAACCGGAUCAUUCUUCUACACAGCCAUGAUGUUGUAACUGAUGUAGUAUGUGGUCUAGCAUUGUCAUGUUGCAAAAUGCAAGGUCUUCCCUGGCAGAGACGACGUCUGGAUGGGAGCAUAUGUUGUUCUAGAACUUGGAUAUACGUUUCAGCAUUGAUGUGUAAGCUGCCCAUGCCACACACACUCAUGCAACCCCAUACCAUCAGAGAUGCAGGCUUCUGAACUGAGAUCUGAUAACAACUUGGGUUGUCCUCAUCCUCUUUAGUCUGGAUGACAUAUGCCCAGUUAUCCAAAAAGAACUUCAAAUUUUGAUUUGUCUGACCACAGAACAGUUUUCAACUUUUCCACAGUCCAUUUUAAAUGAGUCUUGGCCCAGAGAAAAUGCCUGCACUUCUGGAUCAUGUUUAGAUAUGGCUUCUUUUUUGACCUAUAGAGUUUUAGCCGGCAACGACGAAUGGCAGAAUGGAUUGUGUUCACUAACAAUUUUUCUGGAAAUAUUCCUGAGCCCAUGUUGUGAUUUCCAUCUAAGGGCCCGAAGAUCACAGGCAUCCAGUAUGGUUUUCCAGCCUUGACCCUUUACGCACAGAGAUUGUACUAGAUUCUCUGAAUCUUUGGAUGAUAUUAUGCAUUGUAGAUGAUGAUAACGUCAAACUCUUUGCAAUUUUUCUCUGAGAGACUCCUUUCUGAUAUCGCUCCACUAUUUUUCACCACAGCAUUGGAGGAAUUGGUGAUCCUCUGCCCAUCCUGACUUCUGAGAGACACUGCCACUCUGAGAGGCUCUUUUUUAUACCCAACUAUGUUGCCAAUUUACCUAAUAAGUUGCAAAUUGUUCCUGGAGCUGUUCCUUAUACAGUAUGUACAUUUCAUUUUUCCGGCCUCUUAUUGCUACCUGUCCAAACUUUUUUGAAUGUGUAGCUCUUAUGAAAUCCAAAAUGAACCAAUCUUUGGCAUGACAUUUCAAAAUGUCUCACUUUCAACAUUUAAUAUGUUGUCUAUAUUCUACUGUAUUGUGAAUAAAAUAUAAGUUUAUGAGAUUUGUAAAUUAUUCCAUUCCUUUUUUACUCACAAUUUGUACAGUGUCCCAACUUUUUUGGAAUCAGGUUUGUAUUUCAUUUCAUUAAAUGUUUAUUUUAUUUCAACUACUUUCAAAUAUUUUUUUUAUAAAUAUAAUACUAUUUAUAAAUAUAAUAAUAAACCUACUGUAGUUACAGGCCUUUUUUUAGGUAAACAGAGCAGAUCACAGUAACCUCUCAUUUAGUCAAAUGUCACCAAGUAACAAUUCAUUAUUGUUUGGAAAAAGAUUUCCAGUAUCAUCCUCUAUCCUGUGUGCAAAGGAAUCUUCUUUAAAGACAUGUUUUUUUGUUUUAUUGAGUAGGUCUACAUACUUGUUCUCAUCAUUGCACAGGCAUUGAUUACCUGCACAAAACUGCAGCUUUGUAUUAAUUAACUACUGCCACAAACUUCAACAACAUGCUACUAUUUGUCUGUUGCAUGCAGUUGUACAUAAGGGAAAAAAAGAAUAUGUCCGUGUGUUUUUUCUUUCUUUCUUUUUUCCUUUUUUUCCCCUCUCAUAUUCGAACAUUUUGGUUGAAUAGCUGUUCUUUUAUGUAGGCCCACGUACACUGUUAUGUCACCAGUCUGUCAGUCUUUGGCUUUUGUCAUUCUAAUUUGCUGCUUUGUUGCAGUGGAUUGUCUUGCCUCCUCGUGAAUUAACAAAAGCUUUGAGAGGGUACCCAGCAUCGCACGACUGUUUCCCGGGGAAACGUACCGGGUAAACAAGAGCCAAUCUCUGCGCAAGCGGGCGGCAGCGGAACCAGCAGCAGAUCUCGGAUUGUGAACUGGCGCAGCAAAUUCCAUCCACCUCAGAGAAAGACAGGGAGUUCUGCUAAAAAGAAAAUAUUUUACAUUAAGACAAAAGUUUAAGUCAAAUGGCUAAAUAGGUAAAAUAGACUUUACAGUGGCGUAAAUAUAUAUUUGUGUUUGACUGACGAGCUCAAGGACCGGAUAGGAAAGGAAGCAUGCGGCGCGCCACUUCAGCUGGGUACCGUUUACCGGACCGACCCAAUGGUCCUCUCGCCUCUCAGUCCUCAGGCUCAGUGUUCAGACAUUCAGCGGGCAGGACACGAAACACCGGUGAGAUACCAGCGCAAGACGACGAUACCCGAGAUCCGGUAAAGCAGGACCAAGUUUGGAGAGAGUUUGUGCGAACGGAGCGAAUCGGUGUGAAAGAAUGGGAGAAGAACUGGAGUUUCCUCAUGAACUUUUACCAGCUGGGUCAUCCACAUACAGAAACUCCUCUCUCCAGCUCGGUGUCUUUAUACUCAGACAGAGUCCCAAACACCAGAAACCAAAUGUUCAGCAGCGGCUUGUACACUGAGCUGGGCAAAGAGCUGAUUUACCUGGACAAUCUGCUAAUCCUGACAGAAAACCACCGCAAGACCAAAAGGAAUCCAGAGAUGCUACCCUGCUGAGGUUUACCAGGCAAAGCAAAACCUUCUAGCAGAGAUUCUCUAGAGACCUUCCCUUGGGUCGUUCUGUUUGUCAUGCCUUUACUUAUAGACAAUCUCAAGGUUGUUCAGUGGUUGGCUGUUUGUUUUAUAAAAAAAAUUUUUUUCUCUCGACAGCCUAAAUACCAGCUGCCAACCUGUGUAUGUAUGGGUGUGUUUGUUGUUUGUUCGUGUGUUGAGAGCUUGUUUUUAUAGAUUUUCUGUUGACAUUAAUAUGCAUCCCUCAGAGUACUGUAAUAUGUUGAUAAAGGCAUUAAAAAGAUGAUCCUGAUUUUAGAAUAUACUAUUUGCAUAUUCAUUUUUUAGAUAAACACUGUUACUCAGUGUAUAAAUGCUAAUUAGUUACAGAACUGGAUUAAAACUCCUAGAUCAGAGAGAUUUAUUUUUCUGUACUUGAAAGGGUUAGAUUGGUUUGCAUCUCAAGAGAAAAGAGGAAUUAGAUGUGUCGGGUAAUUCUUCACAGUUCAGUUUACAAACAGUCCUAGCCAAUUUAGACAUUUUAUCCAUGGAACAUUAGAGGAUUAGAACUGGAAUAUUUUGCCAAGACCUUCUACAUUUGUUAUGUUGAAAAAUAUAAAUCUGAUCUUGCCGAAUUAUAUUCCAAUAAAGUUGUUCUCCUUUUAA